Messenger RNA from Selaginella moellendorffii, 954 nucleotides. RefSeq lists its product as uncharacterized. The record is from RefSeq and is a predicted model, not a curated record. The transcript is spliced from 4 exons. NCBI's taxonomy places the organism in Eukaryota, Viridiplantae, Streptophyta, Lycopodiopsida, Selaginellales, Selaginellaceae. Gene Ontology annotation, molecular function: nucleic acid binding. The coding region runs from base 1 to 954 and encodes 317 amino acids.
AUGGAGGUAUUUCUCAGAGGUUACACACUAGAUCGUCUUACAUCAUGGCUGCACUGGCUCCCAUAUGCAGAAUUUGCAUAUAAUUCGGCCUGUCAUUUUGCUACAGGGUUUGCUCCUUUGGAGAUUCUCUAUGGGCGUCGAAUCCUAUGUUGGCCAGCUCCCGCACUUCCGGUCCCAGAGGUGACAGUUUCUGGACAUCUAGAGACCAUUCGGGAGUUGCAUCAACAAGUUCAUAGCAGGUUGGAGGCAGCUCGUGCAACCAUGAAACUUCAAGCUGACAAGCAUCGGAGUUUUCGAACAUUCACUAUUGGCGACCUGGUGUACAUCAAGUUCCGACCCCAUCGUCACACUCUAGGCUGUCGAGCGGGCUCUCGAUCCAAGCUGACUCAAUGCAAGCUCUAUUUCGUUAAAGUGAUUGAAAGGAUCAAUGAGGUGGCAUUUCGGCUGGCUCUUCCUCAAGGGUGCAAGCUCCAUGAUGUGUUCCACGUUUCCGAGCUCAAGUUGCAUUACGGUCCGACUCCCUUGUCGACAGUGGAAGUUCCAGUCCGUUCGUUGGGGGACCAGCAUCUGGUUGUGCCAGAUAAGGUGAUCGAUGUGGAGACUCGUCAGCUGCGUCGACGUACGAUUAAGCGUUAUCUUGUUCGCUGGAUGAACACUGGGGGGGAUACAGACACCUGGCUUUCUCAACAAGAGUUCGAUCGUCUGUUCUGGUGCACCUGUUUCAGUGGGAUCUUGUGUUACCAGCCAGCUCUGGGGACAGAGCUUUUCAAAGUGGGGGGUAAUGUUAUGAGCUAUUCUUGGCUCAUAACUAGUACGGAUGCGGGACGACAGGGGAUCUGUACGAGACAUAUAUGGUCCGACUGGCGCAAAGUGGGAGGGGCCACCCAAAGCAAGACAAAUACUCAACCAAAGAAAGCAGCAAAAAUGAAGACACCUGUUCAAGGUUUGGAAUAA